Molecule: messenger RNA, 1620 nt
Organism: Arabis nemorensis
Lineage: Eukaryota; Viridiplantae; Streptophyta; Magnoliopsida; Brassicales; Brassicaceae
Source: the annotation of a GenBank genome assembly
AUGGUGGAUGCGAUUGUUACCGGAGACAUGGCUUGUCUGGAUGCAGAUUUGUUGCAGCUACAAGAGAUGUCUUCCUUUGUGCUUAACUCAAAGCCCGGAUUCACACAGAAGCUCUUCGACCAAUGGCUUUCUCUUCCCGAAGCUCAUCGUCAGAUUGCAUCAUUGCUUCAUGAUGCCAUGGCUGGAGCUCAGAUUAAUGUUCCUGGAAGUGCAUCUGCUUCAAGUUCCGCCACCGUCAAUUCUUUACCAUCCAUGUUUACUGCGGGAACUGCUCCUCCCCUUUCACCAAGGAGUUGUGGUUCACCUCGUACCACGAAACACAGACCUGGCCCUUCUAACUUAGGUUCUUCGCUAAGAGUAACCAGUGAACCUGUUAAAGACCCAAUGCCUCAGUUUUAUUUUCACAAUGGUCGCCCACCACCGAGCGAGAUAAAAGAGCAAUGUAUGUUUAGAAUCAACCAUUUUUUCUAUGGUCACAUGGAUGGACUGCAGAUACAAGAGUUCAAAUUAGUCACCCGAGAAAUCUGCAAGCUCCCAUCUUUCUUCUCCACUUCACUUUUCAGGAAGAUUGAUGUCAAUAAUACAGGUUUUGUUACUAGAGAAGCAUUUAUUGAUUAUUGGGUAAACGGGAACAUGUUGAUAAUGGAUACAACAACCCAAAUCUUUAAGAUACUAAAGCAGCAAAAUCAGAAUUUCAUUGCUAAGGAUGAUUUCAAACCACUACUUAAAGAACUGUUGGCCACACAUCCGGGACUAGAGUUCCUGCAAACCACACCUGAAUUCCAAGAAAGAUAUGCUGAAACUGUCACCUACAGAAUAUUUUACUACAUAAAUAGAUCUGGAAAUGGUCGACUCACAUUUAGGGAGCUUAGACGGGGAAACUUAAUUGAUGCAAUGCUCCAUGCUGACGAAGAAGAAGAUAUCAACAAAGUGUUGAGGUACUUCUCAUAUGAGCAUUUCUAUGUCAUAUACUGCAAGUUCUGGGAGCUGGAUACGGAUCACGAUUUCUUGAUUGACAAAGAAAAUCUUAUGAGAUAUGGAAACCAUGCUCUUACUUACCGGAUUGUCGACAGAAUAUUCUCCCAGGUUGCUCGGAAGUUUACUAGCAAAGUUGAAGGGAAAAUGGGGUACGAGGAUUUUGUCUAUUUCAUACUUGCAGAAGAAGAUAAAUCGUCAGAGCCUAGCCUUGAAUAUUGGUUUAAGUGCAUAGACUUGGAUUCAAAUGGGAUUCUUACUCGAAAUGAGAUGCAAUUCUAUUAUGAGGAGCAGUUGCACCGAAUGGAGUGCAUGGCGCAAGAGGCUGUUCUUUUUGAGGAUAUAUUAUGUCAGAUAAUUGAUAUGAUCGGACCAGAGAAUGAAAGCCACAUAACACUACAAGACCUGAAGGGUUCCAAGCUCUCUGGAAACAUGUUCAACAUCCUUUUUAAUCUUAAUAAAUUUAUGGCAUUUGAAACACGGGAUCCGUUCCUAAUUCGCCAGGAACGGGAGAACCCUACAUUGACGGAGUGGGACCGUUUUGCGCAUAGAGAAUAUAUCAGGCUAUCAAUGGAAGAAGAUGUUGAUGAUGCGUCGAAUGGAAGUGCUGAAGUUUGGGAUGAGUCAGUGGAGGCACCCUUCUAG